GUGUUUGUUUGCCAGUGGGAGUCCGUUUGCUGCUGUAACUCUGGAUGAUGGCAGGAUGGUGAUUCUGGGACAGGGGAACAAUGCUUACAUAUUCCCAGGUGUGGCUCUGGCAGUAAUUCUGAGUGGUGUUAGACACAUCAGUGAUACGGUGUUCCUCGAGGCUGCAAAGAUCUUAGCAGAGCAGUUGACGGAUGAGGAACUGAAUCAGAAUCAGGGUCGUCUCUACCCUCCUCUUUCCAACAUUAGGGAGGUUUCUUUACAGAUGGCUGUGAGGAUAAGAUUUGUGUUUAUACAUACACACAAUGUGGUGGAGUUUCUGUACAGUAAAGGAAUGGCAUUUCGGUACCCAGAGCCACUGGAUAAGAAGGCGUAUGUGAGAUCCAUUGUGUGGAACACGGAGUACGAUUCCUUCCUCCCAGACAUCUACGAACGGGCUGGAGUGUCCCAUAGUCCUAUAGUGGAGUAAUCAUACACCCUAUAGCAUACACCUGAAACAGUCAC
Molecule: messenger RNA, 501 nt
Organism: Trichomycterus rosablanca
Lineage: Eukaryota; Metazoa; Chordata; Actinopteri; Siluriformes; Trichomycteridae
Product: NAD-dependent malic enzyme, mitochondrial-like
Exons: 4
Coding region: 56-466 (136 amino acids)
Biological process (GO): pyruvate metabolic process; malate metabolic process
Cellular component (GO): mitochondrion
Molecular function (GO): NAD binding; malate dehydrogenase (decarboxylating) (NADP+) activity
Source: RefSeq, a predicted model, not a curated record